Messenger RNA from Hydractinia symbiolongicarpus, 637 nucleotides. RefSeq lists its product as uncharacterized. The coding region runs from base 4 to 600 and encodes 198 amino acids. The transcript has 3 exons. Lineage: Eukaryota; Metazoa; Cnidaria; Hydrozoa; Anthoathecata; Hydractiniidae. The record is from RefSeq and is a predicted model, not a curated record.
AAUAUGAUUCUUUUCCUCAUAUUUAUGUUCUCUGUUAGUCAGGCGCAAAGGAUUGUGUACAAUACCACACAUUGCAAAGAUGAUAGUUUACUGUUUAAUUCCACCAAUGUUUUGCCGCACUCUCCAGCAUACGCCAUGUCGAUUUCAAGUUCGACAUAUCAAGCAAAUAAGCCAAUCACGAUUGAUGUAAGAGCUUGUCAUAAACAUGGUAUUCGAGCUUUUUUGCUGAAAGCUUCGAUUCAGGGAUACGUUCCUGUUAGUUCGUUCGAUCCUUUGACACAACUGGGAACAAUAUUGGUAUCUUGUGGAGUAAGAGAGUUGAGACAGAAUCGCAUCCAGUAUAAUAACAAUCCGAGCUUAGAAUUGAUGAAAUUUCGUUGGAUUCCACCGCAAUCUGCGCAUGGAAACAUCACCUUUCACUUUACUGCUAUACCUACGGUUCCGUCCAUCUAUUGGUUAACAUUUUCAAGCAAUUAUCAACUGGGUGACGAAACUUACAUCAGCGUCCAGCAGAAAUGUUCAGCCGACGGACGACUACUGUAUAGUAUAACAACAUUCACAGCUGCUGUUGUUCUGGUGAUAGCCCAACACGUAUUUUAACAUGGAUGAAAAACAAAUUACGAAAAAAAAUUAUUCU